Messenger RNA from Cetraspora pellucida, 4296 nucleotides. The record is from the annotation of a GenBank genome assembly. Lineage: Eukaryota; Fungi; Glomeromycota; Glomeromycetes; Diversisporales; Gigasporaceae.
AUGCUUAAUAACCAUUUUCUUUGCCAUGAUCCGGAUGGCUGGGGUCCAUGGAGACCGAAUAUAACUGAUCCCGAUCUUGCUUUAUGCUUCACCGAAGGGGUCUUCAUCAUGCCAAUAAACAUUUUAAUGUUAACUUUUGGUUCUCUCGAGUUUUAUCAUCUUCUUAAAAAAUCAGCUGUUAUUCCAAGUCAUGGAUUACGAAAUUGGCACUAUUUUUUAGAGAGGAUUGCUCUAUCAUCCCUCGUUAUCCUCAGCAUAAUUAUGUUGAUGUUAAAUCUAAAGUAUAGUGAAUGGCAAAUAAUGGACUUGUUUGUUAUUUCUGCUAUCGUUAACUUAGUUGCAAUGGCAACGGCCUAUACCAACAGUCAUUCUGCAUCUUCUGUCUUACUGCUAUAUUGGCUUUUCUAUAUAGUCAUAGAAGUUGUCAAAUUGCGUACAUGGAUUAAAGUGGAUUAUUUUGGCAUCUAUCCUUUGCGAUUUUACAGUUUUUUGGCAUCAAUUUUAUUGGUCAUGUUUGUAUUUGUGUUGGAAUUACUUCCUAAACCAAAGGCCGAAUAUGAGUUUAUUGAAGAUGAUAAUUCUAAAGAUUCUCCAGAAGAAAAUGCCAACAUUUUUUCACGGUUGACUUUUUAUUGGAUGACACCGCUGAUGAAAUUGGGUCACGGAAAAUAUUUAGUUCUUUCUGACCUAUGGAAUUUAAGUUCUGAAGAUCGAGCAAAAAAGGUUUCCGCAAAAUUUGAAGCUGCCUGGCAAAAAGAACUAUCAAAAAAAAAUCCUUCUCUAUUUAAGGCUCUCGUUAUUUCAUUCGGUGGGCCAUUUGCUUUUGCUGCGCUCUUCAAAAUUGUUCAGGAUAUGUUAAAUUUUGUGCAACCUCAAUUAUUGAAGCAAAUUAUGAUCUUUGUAAGCAACCAAAAUGAUGUGAACAAACCUCCUAUGCUAUGGGGUUAUUAUAUUGCAGCAAUGAUGUUUUUGACUGCAAUUCUUCAAACCAUGUUUUUACAACAAUAUUUCCACAUAUGUGCGGUGACUGGAAUGAGGGCACGUGCUGGAUUGGUAACCAUAAUUUAUAAAAAAGCCCUUCGUCUUUCAAAUAAUGCGCGUCAAGGUUCAACAAUUGGUGAAAUUGUCAACCAUAUGAGUGUUGAUACUCAAAAAAUCGUGGACUUGAGCAUGUAUUUACACAUUGCAUGGUCUGGCCCCCUACAAAUAACUAUUGCUUUAUACUUUUUAUAUCAAACCAUGGGUGUGAGUGCAUUUGCUGGUGUAGCUAAUGAAAUUCUUAAUGGCAUCAAAGUUAUUAAACUUUAUGCUUGGGAAUCUGCCUUUUUAAAAAGGAUUGUUGAAGUAAGAAAUAAUAGAGAACUUAGUACCCUUAAAAAACUUGGUUAUCUAGCUUCCGUACAGAGUUUUACUUGGGCUGCUACACCCUUCUUGGUGUCUUUUGCCACUUUUGCCGUUUAUGUCAUGAUAUCUGAUAAACCGUUAACAGCUGAAGUUGUGUUUGUAGCUUUGGCGUUGUUCAAUCUACUCCAAUUUCCACUUGCUUUGUUUCCAAUUGUAAUCGCUGCCAUUGUCGAAGCAUCUGUUGCUAUUGGUCGCAUUAGUAAAUUUUUGAAGGCCGAAGAACUUGAUCCUAAUGCUAUAACUCGCGAACAAUAUAUAAACACCGAUUCAAACCAUUCAAAAAAUGGUGUAGAAUUAAUAUCUGUUAAGAAUGGAACUUUUAAAUGGUCACAAAGUUCAUUGACUCCAGUUUUAGAAGAUAUUAAUUUUAGUGUUAGAAAAGGUGAACUAGUAGCUAUUGUUGGAAAAGUCGGUGCCGGUAAGUCUUCAUUAUUAUCCGCUCUCUUAGGUGAAAUGGAAAAAAUAUCCGGUGAAGUUACUAUUCGCGGAUACACUGCUUAUGCGCAACAGUCAGCUUGGAUCAUGAACGCUACUCUUAGAGAUAAUAUUACUUUUGGACUUCCAUACGAUCCCAAAUUUUAUGAAGAGGUCAUUGAAGCAUGUAGUUUGAAACCUGAUAUAGAAAUUUUGCCAGGUGGUGAUUUAACAGAAAUUGGUGAAAAGGGAAUUAAUCUUUCUGGUGGACAAAAGGCUAGAAUCUCGCUUGCUCGUGCAGUUUACGCGCGUGCUGAUGUUUAUUUAUUCGAUGAUCCCUUAUCUGCUGUUGAUGCACAUGUUGGAAAACACAUAUUUGAUCAUGUUAUUGGUCCAAAUGGACUUCUUCGGACAAAGGCUCGAGUGUUUGUUACUAAUGGAAUACAUUUCCUUUCUCGCACAAGUUCGCUUAUCAUGUUGCGGGAAGGAAAAAUCGUUGAACAAGGACAUUUUGAUACUUUGAUGAAACAAAAACAGGAUUUACACAGCUUAAUUAUUGAAUAUGGUCAACAAUCUUCUGAAGAUAUUGAGGAAGUACAAAGUCCAGAUAUAGUAGAAACUUACGAAAUUGAUGAGUCAAAUAUUGACACUGAAGAAAUUUCUCGAAGUCCACGAGAAAGACGAGUUAGUGUAAUGAGUUUACGUCGGCGACCUUCUCUUCUUACUACUAUUACUAAUAAACCAGAAGUUGAACGUGGAAAGGACGCUCUUAUUCUAAGUGAAGACAUUAUCAAAGGCAAAGUUUCAUGGGAUGUUUAUAAGACAUAUAUGAAUUCAUGCUCGUUUUCUGCAGUAGUAGUGUUUGUGUUCAUGUUGAUGAUCUCUCAAAGCGCUCAAAUCGGCAUGAACGUAUUCCUUAAAUAUUGGAGUUCACAAAGUGAUAACAGUAGCAAUAGUUUGUUUUAUUUAUCUAUAUAUUGCGCUAUUGGUCUUACAUAUUCUCUGUUGACCAUUAUUCAUACUAUAAUACUUUGGGUAUUUUGUGCUAUUAGAGCCGCUCGUAUUUUGCAUGAUAAAAUGUUGAAUAGUGUUGUGAGAGAAUUAAAAAGAUUGGAUUCUUUAACAAGGUCGCCUAUUUAUUCCCAUUUUCAGGAAACUUUGGGAGGUGUCACUACUAUUCGUGCUUAUCAACAAUCACAACGAUUCAUUAUUGAAAAUGAGACUCGAUUGGACGAAAAUCAAAAAGCCUUUUAUCCAUCUGUAUCUUGUAAUAGAUGGUUAGCUGUUCGAUUAGAAUUUAUAGGGUCUUUGAUUAUUUUUAGUGCAUCACUUUUGGCCGUUAUUUCAUCCGUGACCACCAACAGUAUUGAUGCUGGACUUGUUGGUUUAUCAUUAUCUUAUGCGCUUAGUGUUACACAGGCUUUGAAUUGGGUUGUUCGACAAUUCUGUGAAAUAGAGACAAAUAUUGUAUCGGUAGAAAGAGCAAAAGAGUAUAUUGAUUUACCUAGUGAAGCACUUCUAGUCAUAGAUAAUAAUCGUCCUUCACCUGCGUGGCCUCAAAAUGGGUUAGUUGAAUAUAAAGAGUAUUCAACUCGGUAUAGGCCUGGCCUUGAAUUAGUAUUAAAGGGAGUGUCAUUCGUGGUAAAACCAAAAGAAAAAAUUGGAAUAGUUGGAAGAACAGGAGCUGGAAAGUCUAGUUUAACAUUAAGUUUAUUCAGAUUAAUAGAGGCAGCUGGUGGUGCUAUUAUUGUGGACGGCAUGGAUAUAUCAAAAAUCGGGUUAUAUGAUCUUCGUUCACGUCUUACCAUCAUUCCUCAAGAUCCAACUCUCUUCGAAGGAACCGUUCUAUUUAAUCUUGACCCAUUCUCAACACGCAAUGAUGUGGAGGUUUGGCAAGCACUUCAAAGUGCACAUUUGAAAGAUUAUAUCUCUCAAUUAGAUGACAAAUUACAUGCUAAAGUUUUAGAAGGUGGAGAUAAUUUUAGUCAAGGACAAAGACAACUUCUAUGUUUAGCAAGGGCAUUAUUACGGAGGUCACCUAUUAUUGUUUUGGAUGAAGCUACUGCAUGCGUUGAUGUUGAAACGGAUGCUAAAAUACAAAAAACUAUUCGAACUGAAUUUAAUUGGGCUACAUUGUUAUGUAUUGCUCAUAGAUUAAGAACAAUAAUAGACUACGAUAGGGUUUUGGUUCUCGAUCGAGGAAAAGUGGCGGAAUUUGAUACACCAUAUAAUCUACUUCAAAAUAAAAGCAGUGAAAUAAGUCAUCGACUUCGACAAGAAUUAGUAAACAGUUCAAAUGAUCAGUUGUCUCAAGUAACUCGUGUUUUAUCACAAACAAGCAGUGGGUUGGAUAAAGUUGACAAAAUUGAAACACGCGAUAAUAUAAAAGCAAUUGAACGAGAUUUAAAAUCUAUGAAACAGCUUGUAUUUAAGCUAGAUCCAAGUUUUGUACCUGAUGUUAGAGGUGUAAACAGCUAG